CUUUGUUUGAUACAGUGGCAGUUUUUCUGAAGAGAGAGAGAGAGAGAUGAGGGUGAGCUCACCUUUAUGGGAUGCACUGGUGUUUGCAGCGAUGGUGAUGGCGGAGUGUGCCUCGAUAGGUUUAAUCACACUUAGCAAAGCAGCCAUGUCUAGAGGGAUGAGCAAUUUCAUCUUCAUUAUGUACUCCUAUGCUCUUGCCACCCUCAUCCUCCUCCCCUUUGCCUGCUUCUUCCACAGGCCAACUCUCCGUCCAAUCACCUUUUCCCUUCUCUGUAAAAUGUUCCUUCUUGGCCUAAUUGGAUAUUUGGUGCAAGUUUUCGCAUAUACUGGCAUUAACUACAGCUCUCCUACUCUCUCUGCGGCUAUGAGCAACCUUACACCUGCUUUUACCUUCAUACUUGCCGUUCUUUUCAGGAUGGAGAAGUUACAUUGGAAAAGCUCAAGCAGUCAAGCUAAAUCAAUUGGAACCAUUGUAUCAAUCUCAGGGGCAUUCGUUGUGACUCUCUAUAAGGGCCCACCAAUCAUGAUGGAUCCAUCAUCUUCUAACUCAUUAAAUCGACUUCAUCUCUCUUCACAGUCAAAUUGGGUUAUUGGAGGUAUUUUCUUUGCUGCUGAUUGUUUGUUGUCUGCAAUAUGGUAUAAUUUCCAGGCAGCAAUUGUUAAGGAGUAUCCAGAAGAACUCACCCUGACCUGUCUCUAUUCCUUCUUUGGUACCUUUCAUUCUGCAAUAGGAUCUCUGAUUGCAGAACGAGACCAAAGUGCGUGGAUAUUAAAGCCUGAUUUGGCGUUGAUUACUAUUGUCUACUCAGCAAUUCUUGGGUUUGGAUUCAGUGUUGGUACUAUAACAUGGGCCUUGCACCAGAAGGGCCCUCUUUAUGUUGCCAUGUUCAGGCCUUUGGGGAUUGUUAUUGCAGUUGUUAUGGGAGUCCUUUUUCUUGGGGACACCUUCUAUCUGGGAAGUAUGGUUGGCUCAAUUACCAUCACUGCUGGGUUUUAUGCUGUGAUAUGGGGAAAAUCCCAAGAAGAGAAAUUGGAUAAAGGUAUCGGGGUUACAAGCUUGGAGUCUUCAACUGAAAGGGCCCCUCUUUUGCAAGGAAAUUAAAACAUAACUUGGAAGAAGUGUGAUGUUUGUAAAAAAUGUAAGUUACUCAAAGAAUGUAUGCAUUUUUUCAGUAACAAAAAGAAAAUAUAGAUCUAAUUAAGCUGUCUAACUCAAUUUUGUAACAUGAGAGAUGCAACUGCAUCAUGAUUGAUCCUUGAUUAGAAGGUUGGUAAGUAUGAGGAUCCAUUCACAUUCUUGCGCAGCCUAGUAAUAUGAAAAUAAGUCUUCUAUAUUGGAUGCAACUCAUUAUUCUGGUUGGAUGUUGAUUAGAGAUCUAACAGUACUUUGGAAGCUGUUCUGAAUAAAAAUCACUUCCUUAUUUCUCUUUUUGGAGUGCUUCAAAAUAAAAGGUACAUGUAUGAUCUGGUGAGGUCUUUUCUCAUCUAUACAGUUUUUUGAGAGAGGGCCUGUUGGAUAAUUUGUGAUCGUACUUAUGUAAGUGCUCUUGCAGAUCCUUGGAUUCUGACUUUACAAAGCUUUAGACCUCAAUAUGAUUGUCGAUGCGGAAAGAAGUCUUUGUUUUAGAUUUGAUUGAUCAAGAAACAAAGGUUUGCUAAGUAGAUAUUAUUUGAAAUCUAUUUGAUCCUGUUGCUGCUGUUCAUAUUUUGCAAAAUCCAGCUUCCUAAUAGUUAUAGAAAGCUUAAAGUUGAGUUAACCUGGACUCCGUCCAGAUCAGGAUCCUUCUGGACAAAGACAGCCGAUAGAUUGACAUCACAGAUGGGCAUCUUCAUCCAACACCCCUCAUUUGCCUUUAUGAUCUUGCACGUCAAAGAAUUCAAACUGCACACAGAACACCUUAACAUGUCAGAAUGGUGCUAUUUAAACAAUGCUAUUCCAGUCACAGGAUUAUUGGCUGAGUUGAUGCUGUUGAAAAUAUCUGUUCUACUGAUGAGGAACACUCAGAAACAGUUUAUCACCUCCUGUUAAACUUUAACUUGGCAGCAGCUGUUUGGUUUGGCUGUGUCUAUGCAUUUGAAUGCAAGAAUAGAAGAACAAUUAGUGGGUUGGAUUACAGCUGUUUGGUUUGGGUUGCACCUAUCAUGCUCUUAUGUUUUGCAAGUUUGGUACGUUUGGAAGGUGAGAAAUGUUAAAAUUUCUGAGGACAGGACAUGGCCCUAGAUUCUCUUAUAGAGGCUGCUCAAGUUCAUUCAUUUGCUGUCACCAUCAACUUGAAUUCAGAUCGAUAUGUUAAUGGUUAUAAGGACUUCUUAUUCUAGUUUUUGGAUGCAGUGUAAUGUGGAUGGAGCUACUGGGGCCUUGUUUGGUGCCUGUGGUGGUUACAAGAAAUCAAAAUAGAAUCUUUAUUGCUGCUAAGGGUGGAUUUGAAUCAUGUUCUGACGAGAACACAGAUUUAACUGGGUUUCACAUAGCUUUGCCUUUAUGUGCAAGAGUUUUGUUUUCAAGCAUUGUUAUUGAAGGAGAUGCAGAAAGAAGUGAUCAAGUAUUCAAGUUUCUGUUGGAGGAUUUCCAGAGUCCCCCCCCCCUCCCCUUUGGCUACUCGGAUUUGAGUAUGCUAAUUGCAUAACUCAUCUCCUCUCUUUUGUUGCAAGAUUGCUGCUCACACUUCAGCCUGCUUGGCCGUGUAUGGUGUAUCCAGGAUUUCUCAAACCUUGUUGAGAAAUCCACCAGUUUCUAUUACUACAAAUCUUGUUCCUGCAUGGAACUAUGUAUUUGGUGCAUUUUCUCAACCAAAGGAUUUUUUUUUUUUUGUU
Messenger RNA from Telopea speciosissima, 2814 nucleotides. Its product is annotated as WAT1-related protein At5g40240-like. Gene Ontology annotation, molecular function: transmembrane transporter activity. The record is from RefSeq and is a predicted model, not a curated record. The transcript has 7 exons. Bases 47 to 1102 code for a protein of 351 amino acids. Gene Ontology annotation, cellular component: plasma membrane. Lineage: Eukaryota; Viridiplantae; Streptophyta; Magnoliopsida; Proteales; Proteaceae.